Diachasmimorpha longicaudata is the source of this 1665-nucleotide messenger RNA. Its product is annotated as proline-rich protein HaeIII subfamily 1-like. NCBI's taxonomy places the organism in Eukaryota, Metazoa, Arthropoda, Insecta, Hymenoptera, Braconidae. Bases 7 to 963 code for a protein of 318 amino acids. The transcript is spliced from 6 exons. The record is from RefSeq and is a predicted model, not a curated record.
UCAAAGAUGCUGGCAGGACACGUGCCAAAGCUUGUUAACAAGCAGUUCAAUUCUCCCAUCAACCUGUACUCGCCACAGGCCGUUCAGGAGACAUUGGAGAGGCAGACAAAAAUAUUGGCGAAUGGUGCUGUCGGGAUUGACUUUAAUCAGCUGGCGAAACCAGCGAAUCUGCAGAAUAGUGCGGUACUCAAGAUGCUGGAGGAGGAGGAAGCGAGGAAACGCAGUGGUGGACAGCCUGGUUUGAAACGAGUAACUUGGCCACCCCCAGCCGGUGACGACGACAUCGACUUCAUCGAGCAAUCACCAGUCCAAGCAAAGACUCGGGGAGUUGGUGAGUACGCAUCAUACGAGACGAGUCCCUCAUCAGGUCCAUCGCCUCAACCCCAUACGUCUCUGCCCCGUGCAUCACCACAACUGUCCACUCCCUUAAGCCCUGGGGGAACAUUACGAACACCUCAGGGUUAUCAACAUCAAAUUGCACCGAAACCCUGGGCACCUGUCACACCACCCGCAACCUCUCCAUUGCCAGCGCAUGAAAUAUCCUGGGGAUCACCUCAAACACAUCAACCGGUAUUCAAGAAAUCGGACUCGAUCGAGGGAGCUCCUAGACAUCAAUCAUCCCAGCCUGUUUCUCAACCACCACCAUCUGUGAUUACUUUGAGGCCUGAACCACCAAUUUCUCAGCAACCAGCGCCAGUUUACCAAGCUCAACCAGCAGCAACAAUGGCACCAGUGAGUGGCAAUAUGAGAGGGGACAUGAAGUGGCCACCGGCAUCAGUGAAAGCACAGACAGAGGCGGAGAAUCAAGCGAGAAUGGAAUUGGCCAAAGGACCAAUAUUCAGACCACGUCGGGUUAACAAAGAUUACAGUGGCUUUUUCGCUCAACACGCCCUCAACAGCACCUAUCCUGGAUACAGAGCACCACCUGGAACGCAAUAUUUCACGCCAUCUUAUCAACAUUAAUGAAUAAUUCUAAAAAAAUCACGCGAAAUUGACGAUUUAUUUUCGUUCUUAAGAGUGAAUAAUCCACCUCGAGAAGGAAAAAAAAUCGUCAAAAUUGCAUUCGUUCGAGAGACAUUUGGAGAUUGAAGAGGAAUGGCCUGAACACCGGGGAAUAUUCAUAAAUGUCCGCCAAUGACUGAAGAGAAAUAUUCGAUGACUGUGGGGGUAUCAUCCUCAGCUGUUUCCAGUCAUCGAGUUCAACUGAUCAUUUCUCCUCCCAAGACAAUUCGUGUGGUGAACUGUUACCUAGAGACUGACUUUUCUCCCUCAAAUUAUUGGCUUUUCAUUAGAGAAAAAAUAUUCAAAUAUCAGUCACUAACGCUUGUUUGCUAUCGGUAAUCAUUGGAAUGAUACUGUUCAGCGGCUGAAAUUAUAUCGGAAAUUUAUUUCUAGCGUUACAUGAGGCGCUUGAAAAUCAGCUGAGAGAUAUGGAAUUGUUAAGAGAACGAACGACGAGACAAAUCGAAUACUGUGAGCGCACGACUUACCUGUUAAAUGCUUUAUUGUACAAAAUGUUUAACGAUCAGAAGAUGAAAAUCUUGGUGUAUUUUUUUUUAUAAUUAUUCAACGAUAUUUCGUCGAGCAUGAUGUACUUACUAACAUUAGUGGUGAUGAUGGAGAUUAUGCAUUGAUGUAGAUGAUGAAAUAAAUUAUUGCAAUCGU